AUGGCAAGCUCAAUUGGUAGAAUAAGAGCUAUACAGCUCAGCCGUCAAAUUAGACACUUCAGCUCCAGCUCACCUCGAUGUGCAGCUCAAGUGAAAAGCCUAGGUGUUUUAGGCGCGGGCCAAAUGGGACUAGGCAUUGCUUUGGUCGCCGCUCAGAAAGCUGCAGUUCCCGUCACACUUAUAGACUCAUCACAAGCUUCUCUUGAUAAAGGGAUAGCCUUUGUAGACAAGCUAUUGUCUAAGGAUGUUUCCAAAUCGCGCAUUACCCAGGAACAAGCCGACCAGGCGAGAUCCCGCCUUACGUUAAGCACGGCUAUUGACGAACUAUCGGGGGUUGACUUUGUCAUUGAGGCCGUGCCGGAGAUUCCUCAGCUCAAAUUUGACAUAUUCGCUAAGCUGGCGGAGAUCUGCCCGAAGCAUGCCAUCCUUGCCACCAACACAUCCUCUAUAUCCAUCACUAAGAUUGCCGCGGCCACCACCAAGGACCCCAACGAUACCUCAGCGAGUUCGCGGGUAGUCUCGACUCACUUUAUGAACCCGGUGCCCAUACAAAAGGGCGUUGAGAUCAUUAGCGGACUGCAGACAAGCCCCGAGACAUUGGAUACCGCCGUCGCUUUUUGCAAGGCUAUGGGAAAGAUCCCCUCCGUGUCUGCGGACUCUCCUGGAUUCUUGGCGAACCGGAUUCUUAUGCCGUACAUCAACGAAGCGGUAAUAUGCUUGGAAACCGGUGUCGGUGAUCGGGACUCUAUCGAUGCCAUCAUGAAGAAUGGCACCAACGUGCCGAUGGGACCGCUUCAACUUGCUGACUUCAUUGGUCUGGAUACUUGUCUAGCUAUCAUGAAGGUCCUUCACCAAGAGACAGGGGACUCCAAAUAUCGGCCAAGUGUGCUGCUCGCUAAAAUGGUGGAUGCGGGCUGGUUGGGAAAGAAGAGUGGCAAAGGGUUCUAUGACUAUUAA
Molecule: messenger RNA, 957 nt
Organism: Hypoxylon fragiforme
Lineage: Eukaryota; Fungi; Ascomycota; Sordariomycetes; Xylariales; Hypoxylaceae
Product: 3-hydroxyacyl-CoA dehydrogenase
Exons: 3
Coding region: 1-957 (318 amino acids)
Biological process (GO): fatty acid metabolic process
Molecular function (GO): oxidoreductase activity, acting on the CH-OH group of donors, NAD or NADP as acceptor; NAD+ binding
Source: RefSeq, a predicted model, not a curated record